AUGUUCAGGAAGAAGGCUGGACUGGGAACCCUCAGUCUCCUAGGGAACAAGGAGCGAAAGAAGCUGCGCGAGCAGGCGCUGCGGGCUUUGCCGCUGCUUGUCGAGGCGGAUUUUGAUCUUCUGCUCCCCCCCAAAGACGAGAUUUCUGUCGCAAAGCUCCAGUUUCCCCCCGCCUCUUCGGGACCUGCCUCGGGCGCAGCGACGGGGCCGUCCUUGACGAACUCGCGCGGCAGCAAUCGAGGGACAGUCUACUUGUGUCGAGGGGAGCCCAUUUUCUUCGAGGUCAAUGGCGUCAUCCUGCCUUCGGUGUAUGCGCUGUGGCAAUGUCCGGAAAUGCUCCCGACGUUCGUCGUCCACGCACCGGUUUCCUCCUUCAUCCUCAAGGGGGCUGACUUGAUGCUUCCGGGGAUUAUCUGGACUCUCACGCUCCAGGGGCUGGAGACACAGAAGGCCGAAAAGGCAGAAAACCCCGACGGGCGAUCCCUGCCUCCAGGCAUCGAAGCCAUGCAAGUCUGGAGUGUACGCGUCGCCGGCAAUCCCGCCGUUUCCGCCGCGUCGCUGCAACACCUCGCCGGCAAGGGAAAGGCCCUCGAAAUGGUGCAUGCCUACGGAGACGGACUGUGGCAGAUCGGCUCUCAGUCGUCACCUAACAGUCUCUUCACUGCCAAGCAGGUUCUUGGCGACCCGCACCACGCGGAAACUGCGGUGUCUCUCGCGUCGGUCGGCGCGGCGCCUUCAGCGGCCCGCCCUCCUGAGGGAAAGGCCGCCUCAGCCUUCCCGGACGACGACGGCUGGGACAGCAAUCCGGAAGACGGCGAGAAGCGAGAGGCAACAGACGCCGGAGAGGAAGAGGGGAAGACAGGCGUAGGCGAACCUGGCCCGCCCUCAGAGCCAGGCACCGACGAAGAAGAGGGACGAGAAGGAGAGGGAGAAGAGGGCAGGGGGGAGGAGGACGAGAGGGACGAAGCCAGCACCCAGGCACUGGCCCACACGGACAGGCAGCCUGCCGCGUCUGCGCCGACAUUACCUACAGAGAAAAAGCGUAAAAUCGUUCUGCCUGAGAGACGCGCCUUGCCGUUCAAGUUCAUGCGAGACUGCGCCUGCCCCGUUGCCGGGUCUUGUUUGGUUCUUCGCGUCCCCAAGAGGAAGCAGCGUCAUGACGGGGACUUUUCUGCCUGGGCCGCGACCGACGUGCGUGGUACAUCUGAGGCCGUGGCUUUCCGCAUGCAGGUUAUGGACGAAUACUUGCGCCUCUGCGCUCUGGAGGUGCUCCACGCCAUUUCCGACGAGCAGCUCCCGAUGGAUAUUUCGGCCCUCAACAGGCAAGAGACGCAAAGGAACACAAGGCAAAAGGGAAGGCGGACGGAGACACAGAGAAAGAAAUGGAGACACACAGAGAGAGCGGUUUACCCUGGGAAGGUUUUGGAAGCGGAAAAGGGCGAGGCAGACGCGAAGAAGAAGAGUUGCAAAAUUGCAGCAGAAGCGCCUGCGGUGUAUGUAGAGAAGUUGCGGGCCGCUGAGAAGCCUUCGACGUUUGUAGCCCCAGACGUGCGCAAGACGUCCCACAAAAAACUCGUGAAGUUCGUGCAAUCCCUGUCGAAGAAGAAACUCCUGCAAACGAAGGAAACGCGCGGGGCGGUCGCCAUGGUCAAAGUGAACCGCAGCCACCCGCAGUAUGUCGAAUAUAAGCCGAUUCCGGAGAAGACGAAGAAGAGGAUUCUCGAGCGCUUCGCGGCCGAGGAGACCGGCGGCGCCUCGCCUUCGGUCGCGGCGGGCAACGGACCUGGAGGCAGUUGUGUGGAAGAGCCAGGAGACAGGAGACAGCCCGGCCGCGUUUCCGCAGGCGGCGGCGCUGCUGCUGGCGGGAACGCCGUAGCCGGCGGAGACUCAGGGCCUCUCGUUUUGGAAUUCUGCACGCCUCCGCAGAAGCUCUCGAAGGUGUUCACAGCCAUGCAAGUUCAAACGGGCAAAGACACUUUUUUCACGUUUGCCGAGGCGAAAGAGGUACUCACGCGGUAUCUAGAAGCGGCGCAAGAGGCGAAGAAGGAAGGGGCUCACGCGAGUGACAAGUCGGAGGAGAAGGGGAGACGCAAAGAGCUCCGCAGUGACGAAGUCGUUGUGGACGGUGUGCUGAAGGACGCGCUCUUGACUAAGGAGGAGUUGGCGAGUGCAAAGGACAGCGCGGAAAUGAAGAUGAAGAAGGAAGAGGUUUUCACCAGGUGGCUAGCAGCGCUGCAGCCUUGCUACGUGAUGGUCCCCCCCGGCGCGCCCCGGGACCUCGACGUCUCCACUCUCAAAGUCCACAAAGGCGCUUGGGUACCCGUAAGGAUUUCAGUGGAAGAUCGUUUCGGAGGACGAAAGCAUGUGACGCACGUUGUUGGCGUGCAUGCAUUUCUGCUCGAGCCGAAGACAGUGGCGGAGUAUCUGCAAAAGAAACUCGCUGCAGCCGCUUCGACCUACGCGUUGCCUGGUCAAAAGGAGCAAAACGCCAUCGCCAUUCAGGGAAACAUGGCGAGUGCCGUGGCAGAGGCGCUCGUCGCCCACUUUAAACUCGAUCGCAAGUACCUCGUGAUUGAGCAGAAGAAGCCGAAAUCUGGAUCCUCACGGAAAUAG
Molecule: messenger RNA, 2613 nt
Organism: Neospora caninum
Lineage: Eukaryota; Apicomplexa; Conoidasida; Eucoccidiorida; Sarcocystidae
Product: gm12258, related
Exons: 14
Coding region: 1-2613 (870 amino acids)
Biological process (GO): translational initiation; formation of translation preinitiation complex
Molecular function (GO): translation initiation factor activity
Source: RefSeq, a predicted model, not a curated record